UGUUGCUCAUUCUACAAUGCCUAUAAAAAACAACCUUGCCAUCUAUGAAGAUGUUUUCAGGCCUGCAGUCCUUGCCUAUGGUAUGUGGGACCAGGUACGAGUAGAUCAUGGCAAGGAGUUUUAUUUGACACUUUUCAUGCAGGAGCUGCUGUCAUCUCACCGCCAUAAUCAGGAGCGAAGGCCAUAUUUACAGACUUCAUCCACAAAGAAUCAUAUAGUUGAACGAAUCUGGCCUGAAGUCAACAAUCGUGUCAACUAUCCACUGAAGACAGCACUUAUGGGGUUGGUGGAUCAAGAGGAAAUAGACAUGAACGACAGCCUUGUGAGAUAUUGUGUGUCCAACCUUACUGGCCGCUUGUGUGAGAUUGGUCUUACAAGGCUGGUGGAGUCAUGGAAUGCUCAUAGAAUUCCAGGUAAAGGAACACCAAAUGACUUGGCUGGCCGUGGGUGUCCCAAAAAAAUCCAACAGGAACUCUUGCCUCAUUCAGCUGAAGCAGCAGACCUUUACAGCCAACAGCUGGGAUCAUCACUGACCAGGCUUUCAACUUUUGGAGUGGAUCCAUUUUCAACUGAACAGGACAAGAUUACAGUUGAGAACCAGUUUGCCGAGCAUUAUUCAGACAUUUCAGAAUUGUAUUCUAGAGCAGUGAACAAUGACUUUGCCCCAUACAAACAGGCAUUGCUCUGUCUUAUAACCACAACUCAGUGCAAUGUGUGAAAAGCCAUUAGCUCUAUUUAACUUGAAGACGGUUAACUUGAAAUUCGUUUGUGUAAAAAUUCAACAUGUUA
This is a messenger RNA of Carassius auratus (goldfish), 789 nucleotides long. RefSeq lists its product as uncharacterized. The transcript has 4 exons. The record is from RefSeq and is a predicted model, not a curated record. NCBI's taxonomy places the organism in Eukaryota, Metazoa, Chordata, Actinopteri, Cypriniformes, Cyprinidae. The coding region runs from base 17 to 718 and encodes 233 amino acids.